Molecule: messenger RNA, 1873 nt
Organism: Lepisosteus oculatus (spotted gar)
Lineage: Eukaryota; Metazoa; Chordata; Actinopteri; Semionotiformes; Lepisosteidae
Source: RefSeq, a predicted model, not a curated record
GAAAAAUAAGCCUGGGGCUACGUUCAUGAUCUCCAAGACAGGCACAGUAUAGUAGAAAUGGAAAAGAGGCUCACCCGUCAGUAUGUUGAGGAUCGUGGGACAGUCAUUGAAAUGCUGCCUUUCACAUGGAAUAUAAAAACAGAAGGACCACACUUCAAUAUUGAUAUGAAGAUGUCUCGUCUCAAAAGAAUAAGGUUCGAUUUUGCCUUCGGCUCGGAACCAAGAGAGCAGUGGCCAGUCACAGGAAACCCUGAAAGAAUUCUUAAAUUCGAUGUCUCCCUGAAUGAAUUGGAUGAUUUGCAGAGUGAAGCUCUGUUUCCUUUUAUGAAUCUUUGUGAACUGAAUGCAUCUCUUAAUGCCUUAAAAAGCAUUCCUGGAGUGAAUGUGCUACCUCACUUGGUAGUGCUAAACCUCAGUUAUAAUAUCCUUACCAAUGUGAGGGGCCUACAGUACUGCAAGAAGCUAGCAACUCUAAAUGUCUCACACAAUCAGAUACGAACUCUUACAGCCAUGCCUGUGCUCAGUAAUCUGAUGGAGGUGCACAUCAAUUCUAACAAGUUGGACUCCUUAGAAGGCAUUCAGAACCUUCUUCAACUACAGGAACUAUACGUUCAGAAUAACCAGAUCAGAAGUCUCCUUCCUCUCUCCAGUUCCCUCAACCUGUGCUUGCUAGAUGUCUCCAAAAAUGCAAUUUGCUUGCUUUCUGAGACCACACAAAUUCUGAGUGGCCUGUUCAGGCUCAAGCAAUUGAAAAUGAAGGGUAAUCCGAUAGCAAAGGACAACCACUAUACGUCCAUGAUAAAAGAAAGGACUUCUGUGCAGAUCUUAGACAACAUAUAUCUUCGGAAGGCUCAGCAGCACAGGCCAUGGACGGUACUGCAGCAUACUACAGAAGGACAGACUAAGGAAGAGCUUGUAGAGGCUGCAAGGGCUGCCUGUUGUGACAAACUGCAGAGGAUGAGGCAGGAGGUAGAAAGCACCAUUCAUUAUCUGCAUAGCAGGGCCCUUAAUCUUCAUGAAGAGCUAAAGGAGUAUGAAGAAAGUCUGAGACUGGAAAUAGAUAGAUAUUGCAGGUAUUUAGAUACAAUACCCCCUGAGGAUUUUUCCUCUAUCGAUCCCAGAAAGAUUCCUGAAGCCAUUGAACAACAUUCUUUUACUAAAUUCUGGGAAAGAUGGAACUAUGGCAAAAGAAGACCAGAAAAAAUCCCAUUCAGUGAUUUAACCAAGCCUGAAGAGGUGUUGCAAAUGGCUGCAUUAGUGCUGGAAAAGUCUUCAGUUUCGACUUCGGACUGCAAAAACUGACGGCAGCUCAAACCAGCAGGGAAACACAUGUGACCGUGUCCGUGUGAUGGGCUGUAAAGCAGACGCUCAUGCUUUGCUUAACACAUUCCAGAUUUGUGCUUGUAUGUGAUGCUUUAAUAAGGGAGUAUAUGGAUAUCCUAUAGUAAGCCAUUUACAAAAUCCCAGAAAGAAAUCAAAAUUAUUCAGUAUUCUUCAUUUAAAUGAAGCCGAUUACAUUAGUAACCAUUAGUUUAUCUAUUACUCACACAUACCCUUUUUCCAGAUAUGCCUUUCCAAAAUUGAUUGGUCUUUUUGUGAUAUAGGAAGUCCUCAAACUAUAGUGAUUGCUGUAAAAAUGUUUUCUUUGCAAGAGGGUUUGGUUCCUCAAUGUCUGUGUUCCUCUGGGACUCUGAUAAAAGAUUUGAAUUGUGGUUAAGAAUGGGAUUAAGCAAAUGAGGAUAAGAACAAACUCAAACUCAGACGUUAUAUUCAAAUUAAGAAUUAGAUUUGCUCUGUAGCACAAUUAACACUCAUGUAUGAAUCUUUUGUUUGAAAUGUGUGAUAAAUUUGCAGUACUAUACUGUAUGUACAG